Molecule: messenger RNA, 444 nt
Organism: Podospora anserina S mat+
Lineage: Eukaryota; Fungi; Ascomycota; Sordariomycetes; Sordariales; Podosporaceae
Exons: 3
Coding region: 1-444 (147 amino acids)
Molecular function (GO): iron ion binding; heme binding; oxidoreductase activity, acting on paired donors, with incorporation or reduction of molecular oxygen
Source: RefSeq, a predicted model, not a curated record
AUGGAGAAGACACAGCGUGAAGCUUUCCGCAAGGCCUGCAAAUCGGUUCGCGACUGGACAACUUUCUUUGCGGCCCGGGCCAUGAAGUACCAGGACGACUUUGGCGAGGAGGCGACCACCGAGAAAUACGGUUUCAUUAUCGAUCUUUGGAAGGAGAUGCAGGACUUCGAGUUGGUCCGUGACCAGCUCCUCCAUGUCUUGAUGGCCGGGCGGGAUGCGCUAGCGAGCUUUCUGGCUUGGACCUUCUUCCACCUAGUCCGCAACCGAGACAUCUUGGAGCGGCUCAAGCGGGAUAUUGCUACAGUACCAACAGAGGGAGAUAUCACCCGUGACUAUAUCAGGAAGCUUCCCUACCUUCGCUGCUGUCUCAAUGAAAGUAUGCUGCUUCUACCGACGUUCCAACUUCAUGGAUAUUUACUUACCGAUCGAUACCCGCAGCUUUGA